Molecule: messenger RNA, 7920 nt
Organism: Pseudomyrmex gracilis
Lineage: Eukaryota; Metazoa; Arthropoda; Insecta; Hymenoptera; Formicidae
Gene: osa
Product: trithorax group protein osa
Exons: 20
Coding region: 273-6635 (2120 amino acids)
Biological process (GO): chromatin remodeling; positive regulation of DNA-templated transcription; regulation of transcription by RNA polymerase II
Cellular component (GO): nucleoplasm; nBAF complex; SWI/SNF complex
Molecular function (GO): nucleosome binding; DNA binding
Source: RefSeq, a predicted model, not a curated record
GCAUGCGACGCUGCUUUUGACGUUCACAUAUGAGUUUUUUCGAUUCCUUCUACUCGGAAAAGGCCAGGAAGUGAUAUUUCCUAGUGCGCCGCUUAAUCUACGCACAAGUGAUCGAGGAUGAGCCGGAAGGUGAUAAUCGUGACACGAGCCGUUCGACUAAUCGGUAUUUCGAUUUUGAGUACGUAGUAUUCGGCCUGUUAAGAGAGGCGCACACGAGGUCCCGCUAUUGGCCAGUUUAGAAAACGACGAUGGCUCCGUGAGGAGAGGAGAACAUGGCUGCGACGCAAGCCGAGAGCCAACAAAACGAUGUGAAGCUGAACGAGUCCGUGAAAUGCGCACAGAAGCGUACGCAAGUCGGUGGGAAUAGUGCGAGUGCUAGUGCAAAGCAGCAGCUGGAUUCGGAGCCAGAGGAUAAAGUGUCUCGGGGCGCGGCCCAGCUGCUUAAAUAUGUGAAUCGCGGCGGGGACACGACGGGUUACGAGAUGAGUCAAUAUCGUGAGGACAUUGGCGGACACACUGCUGCCGGUGAAGUGAAAUCGCCGCGCGAGGCCGGCCAGGCGUCCCAGGAGCCUGUUGGCAAGCAGGAGGCGCACGACGCGCCCGGUCACCCGGGUCAUCCGGGCCAUCCGUUCGCGCCAAAUGUGAUACGCGGUGGUGACUACGCGGACGAAUACAGUAACAACAAAUCCGCCGAGUUUGCCACGAGCAAGUCGCUCACUGAUUAUCCGCCCGGUAAACAGCUACCGGACUAUGUCGCUAAACACGCCGAUUUUUCCGGCAAGCAGCUCGAUUAUCAUGGUAAACACUUGAUGCACGAGAGCGAGCGAACGCACCGGGCUCAAGCUGAGAUGGAUGAGCAUUACUCCACCUCCAAGAUCGAGUCGCGUCUCGCAUACGUUGGUGCUGCUCCCGGUAAUUUUUCCGGCCAACCAAGGUUUCUCUCCGGACAGAGUAUAUCACAGGCUACUGGUCCAACACCUACGUUGAACCAAUUACUCCAAGCAACCACACCAGCUCACCGUUUUCAUGGCAAUUAUCCCGAGUAUCAACAGCCUUGGCCUAUGCAGAGGCCACCGCCAGUUGUACCUCCUGUUUAUCCGCAACCUAGCCAGCGCCCUCCACAGACGGGUUCACCGAGAUUACAUACAGGCCCAGGAGGACAGAGUUCUCCAACACCUAUGCAAUAUCAACAAUAUACCCAACGAUAUUCCUCUCCUUCGAGACCUCAUGCACCAUAUAGUCAUCAUCAGCUAAACUCUUAUACAUCACAAACCAGCCAUCCCUCCAGUUUAUAUACUGAACAAAGAGGAUGGAACCAAGGUGGUCAACCAAAUCCACCUCCGCCGCCGAGUAAUCAGGUCACACCAUCGGGUCAAUCACCACAGCGUGCUUUGUCUCAAUCCCCAGCUCCACCACCUGCUGCAUCACCUCAACCUCAGGCUACCAGUCAAUCUCAGGCUUUCCACAAUUUGCAGCAGCGAGCUACAACACCAAAUACUCAAGGAAUUGACUCUGGGGAAUUAUCAGGACAGAAUAGUAAUGACAGUUCGAAUGGACCAGCUUGCCCAGGAACACCAAAUUCUCAGGGGAUGAGACCUACCCCGUCACCUACAGGAUCCACAGGUUCUCGCUCGAUGUCCCCUGCUGUUGGCACACAAAACGUUCAGAUGCCUCCACGUCCGUCAAGUAGUCAAUCGGAUAGUAGUGGGCCAGCACCACGCAUGAGUCAUUCUCCUAUGACCACUCAAGGAGCAUACCAACAACCAUUAGGUUCUUCAGCACACAUACACAGCUACAAGAUCAACAGCACCGGUCCUGGUAUAGUGCAACCAGGACCUGGUUCGGCAGCUCUUGGUGGGAUUCCAAGUCCAAUGGGUGGUGGAAUGGGUUAUGCUGGUGGAACGGCUGCGGGCCAGCCAGGAGGUUAUCACGCGCAGUCCACGUAUCCUCCGCGUCCUCAUAUGCAAUUUUCCCAGGGAUAUCCAACACCUGCAAAUUCACAACCACCACCCAAUAAUCAGUAUCAACCUCCUAACAGACCUAAUAAUUUGGUACAAUAUCCACCGUACACGCAUAAGAUGGGCUUUAACAAUGUACCACCAGGGAUGCCACCGAGCCCGGGACCGCCUCAAGUUUACGGUGCUGGUGCUACGAGUGCAAUGGUGCCACCUGGUGCUCCGGGAGUGCCAGUUAUUGGCAAUAUGGGACCGCCAGCGAGUUCUAUGGGUCCACCACCACCGUCUCCUAAUCAUAUAAGCAACCAACCACCGCCGCCUACUAGCUCGGCGGUGCCGCAUUUACCGCAUACUCCAGCUGCCACUCCGCCACUUAAUCACGAGGGCAGCCCAAUGCCACCGCCGAGUACCACACCGAACUCGCAUCCUGCAUCAGCACCGACUCCGACCAGCCACAAUUCCGCGGAUCUUGCAGCGGAGACUUCCAACGAUAGCGGUAUAACCACAACCGCUUCAGGUACGUCAGCUAUAAAUGUCAUAUCUACUUCGAGUGGUACUGUGACGUCUGUAAUAACAACAGGUCCGGAUGGUACGUCUUUGGAUGAAGGCUCGCAACAGUCAACAUUGUCGAACGCAUCAGCUGCCUCUGGUGAAGAUGCAGCAUUUACGCCGAAAGUGCGGAAGGAAAUGUUGACGUAUCAUAGCCAUCCCGCGACACCACAAAGUACAGUACCGUCUCCCGGUGCUGCUAGCAUUAAUUCGAUUCAUGAGGAAUAUUCUGACAUGAAUAGUCCUGGUUGGCCGCGUACUCCUGCUAGUCCUGUGUUUAACAGUCAUGUGCCUCAAGACCCAUACAGAUCUAAGAAGCCAGAUAGUCUGGCAAAGUUAUACGAAAUGGAUGAUUCAAUGGAACGAAGAACCUGGUUGGACAAGCUUGUCAACUUUAUGGAAGAACGAAGAACACCGAUCACCAGUUGUCCUACCAUCUCCAAGAACCCCCUCGAUCUAUUUCGACUAUAUCUCUACGUGAAGGAGAGGGGGGGCUUCAUGGAGGUAUGCAAGGUGACGAAAAACAAAACAUGGAAGGAUAUAGCAGGUCUGCUGGGUAUCGGUGCGAGCAGCAGCGCCGCUUAUACUUUGCGCAAACAUUAUACAAAACAUCUUCUGCCGUAUGAAUGUCAUUUUGACCGCGGUGGUGUGGAUCCACAACCUAUCAUCAAUCAAGUUGAAGCUGGCUCAAAGAAAAAGGGAUCUAAAGGAACUGCUUCCGUACCAUCGCCGGGUUCUUCCAACUCUCAAGAUUCUUUUCCCGCUGCUGGAUCGAGCAACGCUUCUAUGGACGGUUACGGAAGCUAUCAGAGCAGUUACGCAGGUGGUACUCCUGGUGGUGGUCCAUCAUCAGAAUACACACCGCCACCACCUAGACCACCGAGCCAAAGUAGCGCGCCUUCUGCUCAUCAGGGAAUACAGCAAGGCAGUUACCAGAACACAGGUUCCUAUCAAAAUUACCCACAAGAUCAGUAUAUUCGGCCACAGGGAAAUGCAUUAUCUCAGCAAGGAGAAUUCAAUCAACCGUACUCUCCUAGAUCGCAUUAUCCUCCAUAUGUACCAGAUGUUGACAGGGGAUAUCCAGGUGGUAACAUACCGCCCAGUAAUACUACCGGACAAGAUAUAUACAACAGAUAUAGUAGCGGUCAGCAAGGUCCUGCUAACUAUCCCACGGGAACACCUCCCGCGCGGAGUAACAGUUAUCCGUCAGGACCUCAAACACAUCCGGCUACCGUGCAACAACAAACAACGACCAGCCAACCUUCUUCGCCAUCGCAACCGCCAGCAGCUUCCUCAUACUCUUGUCCGCAAGAUUACUAUCGACAAGAACAAAGUGCAUAUGGAGCUCCUGGUGGAACUCAAAUAUAUACUGGGAGCGGAUCGGGUAACAAAAAUAUGCCUCCGCCUCCUCCGGGACCCAGCCAACCUAGACGUCACCCAGACUUUACCAAAGACCAACAAUAUCCCCAGUAUAAUCAGCAACGACCAGCGUAUCCAGGAUGGCCAAAUACAACUAAUCAGUACAAUAGUAAUAGUGGAAAUAACAGAGUUCAGUAUCCAAGUCAGCAGACGCAAUCGCCGUCGCAACAGCAGCAGCAACAGCAGCAGCAACAACAACAGCAGCAACAGCAGCAGCAACAACAACAGCAGCAGCAACAACAACAGCAACAACAACAACAACAACAACAACAACAAGCGGCUCAAGUUGGCUCUUCUGCUCCGGCAGCUCCAGCGGUUGGCAGUAUGACAAGUAGUCAACAGUGGGGCAGUCAACAGUCGAACAGAUCUUCAUCUCAACCGUCUCUGAACGCUAUAGCACACGCUCCUCCACCGUGGGAUCAUCGCUACACGAAUCAACCGUCCCCUUUGUAUCCAACACCUGGAAGUCAUCAGAAUCAACUUGGAGUUAAUCCUAUGAUUAGCCAGCAACCAACAUCAAAGAGAGAAAUGACAUUUCCUCCUGAUAGCAUAGAAGCGGUUACGCCUCUUUUGUACAAGCGACGAAAAUUGACGCGCAGUGAUGUAGCGCCAGUUGAAGCUUGGCGCAUUAUGAUGGCUCUGCGAUCAGGUCUGCUCGCCGAAAGCUGCUGGGCUCUGGAUAUUUUAAACAUUUUGUUAUUUGAUGACUCUUCUGUAAGUUAUUUCGGAUUACAACACUUACCCGGAUUAUUGGAUGUUCUGUUGGAACAUUUUUCGCGUUCCCUCUCCGACAUGUUUGAAUCAUGUGUGAACGAUGACGAUCGUUAUUGCCAAGCGGCGGACGGUCCAGAAGUGGAUCUCGGUGCAGUGACACGACCAAUCGAUUCGGAAGAUCGGACGAAAUUAUUGUCAACGUCGAAUUACACGUAUCUUUCGAGGAGAGGUCGUCCCGUUAAGAUCGUUCCCCGAGAUGAUGAUCUCUUUGUUCUGGAUACUCGAAGGCCUUGGGAUCAUCAGGAAUGUGAGCCGGAGACCGAGCCGUGGCAAGUCGACGUGAACGCAACUAAAUAUAUCGUAACGUGUUUUCAGUCUGAGGUGGGUUCGGUGCCUUUCGCCCGUUUGCUAAGAGACGAAAAGCCGCCAUUGCUGCAGAAGGAAGUUGACAGCACGGAUGUAAAAGAAGAAAUUAAAGCGGAUAACGUAGGUAGUGUCCACGAGACAUUAGACUUAACUCACAAAUCCGGUGAGUUGAGUGACAAACAGUCCGGCAAGGAGAGCAACGAACGCAAGCAGCAACAACAGAUGGACAAAAAAAAGAAAACAAAGACUCUGAGUGAUGUACUGUCGAGGAUCAAAAAAGAACCCGUAGAAAUGAACGAUCUCACAAGAGAGCUGUUCGAAAAGAAGAAUGACGGUUUUAAGAAGGACUGCGACAACGAGAUAACAAAGGCGAAUAACAAUAUGGGCGAACACUUCGGCAGCGAGGUGUCGAAGAACGACGAGGACUCGCCGCUACCGACGCAGAAUGGACUGAACGAGUCGGUCGCAGCAGCUGCCUCAGCGGGCAACAAUAGCGUAGAAAAGAUCGAGAUCAAGACGGAAACAACUGAAGAACACGAGCUGAGAGACGAGAAGGAGGGACCAAGAUUAAAGAUAAGAGAUCCAGCGGGAACGCUGAAGCGACGGAGGAUAAGUGACUACGAAGACGAGAGCUAUUCGAGGGACGAAGCAAGUCUUUACUUGGUCACGGAGACACAAGACAACCUGGCACGCCGUUGCGUAUGCCUGUCAACGAUUCUAAGAAAUCUUACAUUUAUUCCCGGCAAUGAGGCAGAGUUUGCGAAGAACGUCACGUUUCUCAGUUUGCUCGGCAAGCUGCUAUUGCUGCACCACGAGCACCCGGUACGGGCGCAGAAGACACGCAAUUACGAUCGCGAGGAAGACGCAGAUUUUGCAGAUUCGUGCAGUAGUUUACAGGGAGAGAGCGAAUGGUGGUGGGACUUCCUGCAUCACGUAAGGGAGAAUGUACUCGUGAUGGCUGCCAAUAUAUCUGGCCAUAUGGAUCUGAGCCAGCAUCCGGAGGAGAUCUCGCGACCCGUGCUCGACGGUCUCCUGCACUGGGCCGUAUGUCCGGCCGCUCACGGCCAAGAUCCCUUUCCGACCGUCGGACCGAACUCCUCUCUCUCACCGCAGAGACUUGCGCUCGAAGCGUUGUGCAAGUUAUGCGUGACCGAGUGUAACGUUGACCUGGUGGUCGCUACACCGCCCUACUCUCGACUACAGAGACUAUGUUCCGUACUGACUAGGCUUCUUUGCCGCAGUGAAGAGCAGGUGCUGCGCGAGUUCGGCGUGAAUCUGCUGCACUUUCUCUCGGCCGCGGAUAGCGGCGUCGCGCGCACCAUCGCUCUGCAAACGCCGUGCGUCGCGCUAUUAGUUGCGUUCAUCGAACAGGCAGAGUCGAGCGCUCUCGGUGUCGCAAAUCAGCAUGGUAUCGCAGCCCUGCGCGAUAAUCCCGAGUCGAUGGGCACUAGCCUCGAUAUGUUGCGACGCGCGGCUGGGACUCUGCUCAACCUCGCCAGGCAUCCGGAUAACCGAACUCUUCUCUUGCAACACGAGUCCCGUCUACUUGCUUUGGUGAUGAGUCAAAUUUUAGAUCAGCAAGUCGCCGCGAUAGUCGCACGUGUGUUGUUCCAGUGUUCCAGAGGCACGUAACUCUCUAUUGUAUCGUCUGUUGAGACACUAUACUAUUCGUGCGAAUAUGUUAAUGUAGUGCCGACGACGAUAACUACAUGCGGCGGCGACUAUGACGACCAAUGACGAUGACGAUGACGAUGACGAUGACGAUGACGAUGACAAUGACAAUGACAAUGACGAAAUAAGCAAAGUACGAUGAUUACGUUGUGAUUGGUAAUAUAUCGUGUAAGAACGCUUGGUCGCGAGUGUAUUCAAGGCAGAAGAAGAGACGAAAACAGGAGAUAAUGAGAGAGAGAGAGAGAGAGAGAGAGAAAGAAAGAAAGAAAGAAAGAAAGAGAAAGAGAAACGAGGAAGAAACGAAGAGACGCGCGCGACGCGCGAUAGCGCGCGCAUGAGUGAAGGAACAAAAGUGCUGAUGAAAGCCAUGGCAGCGCAAUUGUAGUUUUAUAUCGAUUAAACACAAAUAUAUAUAUAUAUAUAAGAAAGUUUAAUUAUCGGUGUUAGCGUGUAGGUAUGCCCGAUGCGAUCUUCGCCCAUUGGUAUACCUUCCCCUUCGUGAAUUGGAAUAAUAUCGAUAGUGUAAGAUAUUUCAUAGUUAAUGAAGAAAAAAGAUACACGUAGAAAAAUCACGUACACAAAUCUACAUACACACACACAGGCACACAAUCUUAUAUCUACAAAGAUAUAUUAUUACACUUAAUCCACAUAUACACAUACAUUAAGAUGCAUGCAACGCAUCUGACAGAAACAUACACAUUCACACGCAUACGUACACACGCAGCAUUGAAGAAUGGACUUCGAAAAAAUAACGGUCUCUCGGCUGCACAUAAUACACGCGCGCGCGCGCGCACACACACACACACACACUCACACCCACACACACACAUACACAUAUAUAUAUAUAUACCAAGAAGUAUGUCGGCGAACCUUAAUGGUGCGAUGUAAAACGAUAUAUCGAAUGAUGAUUAUAAAUAUAACGAUAAUAUAAUGCAAAUUUUUAUAUUUGCAUGUUUUGUGCUGUAAUUAGCGAGUAAUUAAGAUAUUUUGUAGAUAACACACACACUUCCAUUGAAUCUUAUUCGAUUUUUGUGCUACGGCUAUGUACGAUGGCGCAAAUAUAUGUUUGCGAGCCGUAAGUCUCGACUUUAGAAGCACAGGCAGAACUAGAACUGAAGAAAGACAUUGCUAGAAGAGAAAAAAAUACGUUGUGUGAUAAAGCUGUUGAUCAAGAGGAAAAAGGAAUAGAAAGAGCGAAAGAAGAAAAAGCGGGAGGGAGAAAGGAAAGGGAGAGAAAGUGAAAGAG